AUGGAACACCCAGAUUCUUUACCCAAGUGCCAAUGUGGACUUACAGUUGUAACCUAUACUAGUAGACAGCGAGGAUCCGAAGGCCGCCAAUUUUAUCGGUGCCCAAAACCUAUAGGGGAAGCUAACCGAUGCAAAUAUUUCGAGUGGAUUGAACCCAGCCAACCUAGCAGCAGCAGUCAAGGAUUGCCUCCCACUCCGAAAUCAGAGCCACCUACUUCACAAGGCCGCACUCUUCAGCCUCCUUCGACACCGACUCCUAUGUCAUCAGCGAAGAGGUCUUUUUCAACUUUGGAUGAAUUUGCCGACCCACAGCCAUCUCCAGCAAGUCAGAAACGGGCCAAGACCAUGGAAUCUGCUCUCACUGCUCAACAUGAUGAGUUCGAUGCCAUCCUUGAUGAGCGUGAGCACAUUGAACAUCCCGUUGCUUCCUGGCCUCCUCAAACCCCCAAAAGAACGUCUCAGAGACCAGCCAAUGCCGGAGGUUUGCUUCCGACUCCUUCUCCGAUGGUCUAUGGUAAAUUCCAGCCGUCAGUGCCAGGUCCAUCUGGCGGCUCUAGCGGAAGGCAACCGAUAACACCCGGGAACAUGCCCUUCAGCUCCCAAGAGACCCUUGAUGGUGAAGACCAGGAGGAGCUGAGCGCCGACUUGAUCGCGAAGUUGGUUCAGCCCCUCGGAGACAUCCCAGCGUAUAUACGCAAACUCGAGAGGAAGAAGGUUGCGGCUGAGAAGAGCCGUGACAUAAAGGCGGCGAAGAUCGUGGAUCUGGAGAAGGAGGUUGAACGAUUGAAAGCGAGAGAAAAGGAGUUGGAAAAUCUUGUCGAGAUGCUGGAGAAGGAUGCACAGUACUUGGGAUGUGCGAAGCGAUCUAGCGAUAGGCAGUGUACUUUCGAAGUCUGGCUCGAGGGCAAUGCUACCGAACACGAACUUCCCCCAACUCCCCAGGCUUCCGGCUCGAUGCCUGCCUCGAGCCAGAGCUAUUUACAACCACCAUCAACUCCAACACCAUCCUCAAAACGCGUUUCUUCGGUGAUCGACGAACAGGAACUAGAACUUACGCCGUCCCAGAAGCGACUGAAGAUCAUCCAGGCUGCCCUAAGAGGGCCGCCUUGUCCCGAACCUACCAAUCGAGCAACCACGCCUGUCCUGAUCUCGUCUCCCGUUCUCCCAGACGAUGUCGCGACGCUAGGACUGGCUACAUCCGUUCAGGCUCCCGAGACAAGUUCCCAAGCUAGUCGCGCUCAGUCGCGCUCUCCGGCUCCCGGUGGUUCUGCUGGCUUUCAUGGACCCGUGGCCGGCGAUCUUGUAGAUAUUUUCGGGAUCGAAAGUUUGCCUCAUACCCCGAGAACGGGUCCUCAAGAGACCCUUUUCCGACCGCCGCCUUCCCCAUCUCCGUCACCUUACACCAGCUUGAAGGGGAAACAGAGGGCGUAUGAUAACGUCGGCACCUCCGGGCCAUCUGGAAGCGUAAGCACGCCAUUAUAUAGCGGAUCAUCUAACGGAGUAAUCGGAGGGCUCUCAGCUGGGUCAAUCGCUGAUAUGCUCGUCACCAUGAAUGGCAUACCAGAUUAUAUUCGCGGACUUCAGGUCAGGGCCGCCAAUGCUGAGCGAGAAAAUGAGCUGAAGACUCUGCGGCUUAGGCAUCUUGAGAACGAAGUUGAGAGAUUGAAGGCCAAACAGGAAGAACUGGAGGAAAUCAUAGGAUUUUAUCAGUCUUCCCAAGUCCACCACCCCUUCACCCACACGCAGUGA
Cyclocybe aegerita is the source of this 1749-nucleotide messenger RNA. The record is from the annotation of a GenBank genome assembly. Lineage: Eukaryota; Fungi; Basidiomycota; Agaricomycetes; Agaricales; Hemipholiotaceae.